Molecule: messenger RNA, 5092 nt
Organism: Scleropages formosus (Asian bonytongue)
Lineage: Eukaryota; Metazoa; Chordata; Actinopteri; Osteoglossiformes; Osteoglossidae
Gene: camk2a
Product: calcium/calmodulin-dependent protein kinase II alpha
Exons: 19
Coding region: 119-1588 (489 amino acids)
Biological process (GO): protein phosphorylation
Molecular function (GO): ATP binding; calcium/calmodulin-dependent protein kinase activity; calmodulin binding
Source: RefSeq, a predicted model, not a curated record
CACUCCGGAGAUCGGGAAAGUGAUUGCAGCAUUCCUCCCACAGCCAGGCUUCCAAGGCACAUCAGACGCUUCCUAAAUCGCGACAACAUUAGCGUAAUCUGCACAGGAAAGAUUCAGCAUGGCCACCAUCACCUGCACUCGAUUCUCUGAGGAAUACCAGCUCUUCGAAGAACUGGGCAAGGGAGCGUUCUCUGUGGUGCGCAGAUGCGUGAAAGUACUGUCAGGACAGGAGUAUGCUGCCAAGAUCAUCAAUACCAAGAAGCUUUCUGCAAGGGAUCACCAGAAGCUGGACAGAGAGGCCAGGAUCUGCAGGCUGCUGAAGCAUCCCAAUAUUGUGCGGCUCCAUGACAGCAUCUCAGAAGAAGGGCACCAUUACCUCAUCUUUGACCUCGUGACGGGUGGAGAGCUCUUCGAGGACAUCGUUGCCAGAGAAUACUACAGCGAAGCGGAUGCCAGCCACUGCAUUCAGCAGAUUCUGGAAGCAGUUCUCCAUUGCCAUCAGAUGGGAGUUGUUCACAGGGAUCUCAAGCCCGAAAACCUGCUGCUGGCAUCCAAGUCGAAGGGGGCGGCGGUCAAGCUGGCCGACUUUGGUCUGGCCAUCGAAGUGGAGGGGGACCAGCAGGCCUGGUUCGGCUUUGCGGGAACCCCUGGAUACCUGUCCCCCGAAGUUCUGAGGAAGGACCCCUAUGGAAAGGCUGUGGAUCUCUGGGCCUGUGGUGUUAUCCUUUACAUCCUGCUUGUGGGCUAUCCUCCGUUCUGGGAUGAGGACCAGCACCGUCUGUAUCAGCAAAUCAAGGCUGGGGCCUACGAUUUCCCUUCCCCAGAGUGGGACACCGUCACUCCUGAGGCCAAAGACCUCAUUAACAAGAUGUUGACCAUCAAUCCUGCAAAGCGCAUCACUGCUUCUGAGGCACUCAAGCACCCCUGGAUCUCGCACCGCUCCACCGUGGCAUCCUGCAUGCAUAGGCAGGAGACCGUGGAGUGCCUGAAGAAGUUCAAUGCCAGGAGGAAGCUGAAGGGUGCGAUUCUUACCACUAUGUUGGCAACACGGAAUUUUUCAGGAGGCAAGAGCGGGGCUAACAAGAAGACGGAUGGAGUGAAGAAAAGGAAGUCCAGUUCCAGUGUCCAGCUGAUGGAAUCCUCUGAGAGCACCAACACAACCAUUGAGGACGAGGACACCAGAGUGAGGAAGCAGGAAAUCAUCAAGGUGACGGAGCAGCUCAUCGAAGCCAUUAGCAAUGGAGACUUUGAGAGCUACGCAAAGAUGUGCGACCCCAGUGUGACAGCCUUCGAGCCCGAGGCCCUGGGCAACCUGGUCGAGGGUCUGGACUUCCAUCGGUUUUACUUUGAGAACUUGUGGUCCAAGAACAGCAAACCUGUGCACACCACCAUCCUGAACCCCCACAUCCACCUGAUCGGAGAGGAAGCGGCGUGCAUCGCCUACAUCCGCAUCACCCAGUACAUUGACACCAACGGCAUGCCGCGCACCGCCCAAUCUGAGGAGACUCGCAUCUGGCACAGACGUGACGGCAAGUGGCAGAUCGUCCACUUCCACCGCUCCGGCUCUCCAUCCGCCAUUGCCAAGUAAGUCUUUCAGCUAAACAAAGGACCUGGGAGAACUGAUCGACAUGCCUCUCCAAGGCACCGGUGAUCAGCUGACCGUGGGAAGUGUGGGAUGCCCGUCGGCCUGAGAAACCACGCCCUCUGCAUCUCAUCUCAGACUUGAAAUGUGCUUAUAUCUUUGCUCGAUUCCUCAUGAAUGGUACCAUAGAAAUCACACAUCUUCACUGUCAUUCAGACGUGUAUAUACACUGUACAUAAGUGCAUAUCCUGUAUACUUACAGGGUCCAGCAUAACAUCAUAUUGUUGCUUCUUCCUGUGUUUUACUAAAAUUUACCAGGCAUGGUUAUACAUGUGUAUAUUUUUAGGUUUUACUUUUAUCAGAUCCUCAAGCUUCAGUUUCCCAACACUGGAAAUAACCAUGCUUUUAGGUCUUGUUAUUUGCUUUCUCAUAUUAUUGCAAGGAGCAAUACCAUCACUCUUAAUCUAUUUCUAGCCCAGUGACAAUACCAUACUAGUAAAUCCCUUCAACUGCUUUUAAAGAUAAAUGAAACAAACAUAAUCAGACUUUGUUACACAAUGUUAUUCUAACCAGAAGAGGAUGCUUGGUCCAAAGAUAGUAUUAUAAAUUUAUUUCAGUACAGAAGCUUCAAAUAUUUUGGAUCAUCAUUUUAUUAUGGAAAAGAGAACAUUUUCCUUUACUCUGUGAAUGAAUCAAAAAACAUAAAAGUUCAUCAUCUGAAUUCCGUAUUCAUAUAACCUGCAUAUUCGGCACCAAGACAAGUCGUCAGCUACAUCUUUUUUUUUACAUCCGAGGGAGUCACAUUUUUUAUAAACUGGUCAUCAUUUAAUGCACAAAUCUAGAAAGGCUAAAAAUUUAUUGAGCACUUUGGAUAUAACAUUUUAACAGGUGACAUCUAGAUUAGUUCAAAUAGUCUGGCCUAGACAUGGAAUUAAGGCACUUUUUGUUCUUCCGGUAGUCAUACUGCGACGCGGUGUGGUGCAAUCUAAGGCGAAAAGCAAUGGCGAUGAGGCCAGUGGCACAAUGGGACUUUUGCAAUAAAAGCGUUGGUCUUUUUUUAUACGGAGCAGUGUUUCCAAACAAAUUUCUGGUCCGAAUCAGAAAGUGGCCAUGGUAAUUCUGAAAUUUUUAAUUCGCGUGGAUCCGUCUUUCAAACUGGUAACUGGAAACCAUCAACCAAAAUGGUAUCUUAAAGCAAACCUUUUAAAUAGCAGGGAAAGAAUGGAAUGAAAUAUGAUGUCGCAAAAUUCUGAUCGUAUAUACAGUAUUUAUUUGCAUCGUCACACAGCCGUAGCUAAAAUGAAAAUUUCGCAAAGUUUUUACAUGCGCCUGUUUUCAAACCAGUUUUCGGCUGGUGCUGGAUGGGGGUGUGUGCAGACAUGGACAGGUGGAGAGCAGAGCAAGACUUUCUAAGGAUUCCUCCUAAGAUGCGCUGCAUUCGUAUCCUCAUCUACAGCAAGUGCUGAAUAGGAGAGAAAAAUCAAGCUUUUUGCUUCUUAUCGAAGACCCCAGUCGUACAUUGACGUUUGACAGAUUGUGCGCUCGGAUGAGAAAAAGGUGGGUCAACGGUGUGAACAUCCACGCUGGCAUCAGUAUCAGAACUUCCAUCAAACCAGCUUCCUGUUCCUGGGCUGUUUUUCGACAUUUUUUUGCACAAGCGAAUGCCUCCUCGAACCUUUUUCAGAUGACUACAUUGUGAGAAUUGAAAUUACAAGCUGAUUAAUAGUUUGUUCUCAAGCGUUUCUGUUAAAGCAUGCAAUUGUGUGAUGGUGCAACUUUGUUCAUACGUGUUCUUAAAAAAAUGGGACUGAAAUACACCUGAGACCGAUGUAUCAUAUCUCAACGAUACCUGCUGAGGGGUCUGUAAAUAUUACGCAGUAGUACGAUGAACAUUAAAUAAUUAUUGUAUUAAUGACUUCUAUGUCUUUAACAAGGAAUGGUGGACUUUAUAUAUAUAUAUGAAAAUAUUUUUUAAUUACAAUGAUAAAUGAUGUCAAGAGCAGAACUUUUAGGGCUUUUUCGUUUGUUUUUCUGGAGUUCGGUUCGGGUUUAGUGAAUUCCGAUUGUGGGACCAAACUCCGGCUUUGUUUUUUGCCGAUUUUAUUUGUCUUACUUUAUGUUCAUAAUCCACCCAUUCGGGGUUUUUUAAACUACUUGUCAUGCCUUUUUCAAAUUAGUCCUCCCUCAGUGCGUUUAUAUAUAGCACACCGAGUCUUGCAAUUUUCCAUUGCGUGGAAUUGGCAGUUAAUUAAAAACUUAGAUAUGGCUUUUAUUUAUUUAUAUUUUUUGCAGAAAAGCGGCAUGAAUUUGCUUUACAACUAACCCUAAUGUGAGCAUAAUUUACUACAGUGUGCUCACUGAUCUGAGGAAUCUGUUUCCCAGUUAUCGCUUGUCCAACAGGCUUCUAUAGAUCAAUAUAUAAAUUAUUUUUUGGCCCACACUGGACAACGACUGGCCUUUCUUCGUUUUUACGCUACACCACAAAACGAGAGCAUAGGCAGCAUUGAGAAAAAAAAAAAAAGAUGCAAUCCCCAGUCUUUUUGAUAUCAUUUAUCAUUUUACUUGAUUUCUGGAUAUUUCGAUUCUGCUUGCCUCUUUUUUUCAGCUGUACAAUAACAAAGAGCGGAAGUACUCGAAGUGCUGUAUGUGAAGUGCACACUUGUGCAAACGACAGGGAAAUCGUGCGAGCGGCUCUGCGCUGACAUGGUAAUUCGAAGCGCCACGGUCAACGUUUGGCGAAAAUGUUUGCGUUUUCCACGCGAAACUUGCCUCUUCAAUAUCCGAGGUGACGUUUUCUGCAAGUUUGGGAAAAUCUGUUGCCCUCUGCCCCGAGUUUGGCAGACACGUAGGCCGUCGACGCGCUGGCAGACACGUGGGCCCGCACCGUGACUCAGUUUCCAUGGGCGCACCGUGUUGUGUCGAGUCCACGCGCUACAGAGCGAACGUUACGCAGACCAAUACACACACUCAGAUUGGAGGCAUUUUGGCCAAACUCCCUCGUACGCAAUACGUUAUUAAUCGUGCAAUUAUUAACAAAAAAAAUUAUUCCGAACGGCCCGGUCUUGGAGCGCGUAGUCCGUCCUCCUAAUCCAUCCAAAGUAUUACCCUCUCCUCUAAUUAAAAAUAUAGUUCAGCUUCUUCUUCUUCUUGAGAGCUCACGUAAUUCGUCUCAAAGUCUUACCACAGUGUUUACCCCAACAGGUUCACACCCCAGAUCCUCGGGCUGAAUGUUUUUCACUACGUGGUACUUCCUGUGUCGAGGUGCCUUCAGAAAGAGCCGUGAACUCUCAGAGAAGAACGCACAAAGUCAAACGGGAUGCAGCAACACUAGGAAAUGUAAUGUGAUUAUGGUUCUGCAUUAAUAGUACUUAUAUUUUUGUGUCAACUGAAUGACUGCCUUAUGUAUAUCUUUUAUAGGUUACCGAUGUUGACUAUUGUAUCAGUGUAGAAUGACGGUUGUUUCAUUUUCAGUUGCUUGUCUUUUCGAUUAGGAAACAUCACUGCCAAGAU